Messenger RNA from Didymodactylos carnosus, 456 nucleotides. Lineage: Eukaryota; Metazoa; Rotifera; Eurotatoria; Philodinida; Philodinidae. The record is from the annotation of a GenBank genome assembly.
AUGAAUGACUUGCAAACAAAUGGCUUAACAGUACCAACCGUUAGUGGUAAUUUAAAAUUUACAUUUACAGUACUAUGUGGUGGCAAUCUGGCUUCCAAUGAUACUGGAGGGUUUCAGCAAUCAUUUUCAAAAUUAACACUUAUUCCACGUGAUGAAGCAACACAUAACCAACAUUUACAACAAAUUAUGAAUGAUCCAAAUCAUCAACCAAUUAAUGGUGUUGUGCAUCGAAGUCCAUUAGAAGACUUAGAUGGCUUUCAUGCAACAAAAUCGUUGCCUCCCGAUGUGAUGCACGACUAUUUUGAAGGGGCUUGCACAAUAAUUAUUUUGGCAAUGCUCAAAGAAGGUAUAUCUUUUAUACAGCUAGUUUGUCUUAUCAACCAAAGAUCAAAUGUGUAGUGUCAACCAAUACGAAAUGAAAAUAGUAUAUGAUUUAUUAAUGUAGACCGGUUUCGU